Aspergillus melleus is the source of this 648-nucleotide messenger RNA. RefSeq names its product signal peptidase complex subunit 2 (gene SPC2). Bases 1 to 648 code for a protein of 215 amino acids. The record is from RefSeq and is a predicted model, not a curated record. Gene Ontology annotation, biological process: protein targeting to ER. Gene Ontology annotation, cellular component: signal peptidase complex; membrane. The transcript has 3 exons. NCBI's taxonomy places the organism in Eukaryota, Fungi, Ascomycota, Eurotiomycetes, Eurotiales, Aspergillaceae.
AUGGCGUCCGCACCUGCAGUAAAGGUGCCUGUUUACUCUGGCAAUGACCUCAAAUCAACCACCGAUGACUCCCUUGCGCCGUACUUGACUACUCUUCCCCAACCGUACACCUUCAUCCAGGACCAUUCGAAAACAAACGUCCGAUUCGUACUAGGCUACACUGCCGUCUCCAUCGCCGCAUUCACCUUCUACGCUGAUCGCAAACUGGGAUGGGAAGCGACAACGUCGCCCUGGAUCCUGGCCGCCGUCGCAUCAUACUUCAUCCUGAACACCAUCCUCACAUACUGGGUCUGGGGCGUGGAAUCCGGCGAGAUCUUCCGAGGCAAGCGACAGUCUGGCGAAACGAUCUCCAUCCGCUCAACCAACAAGAAAUUCUCGCCCCUCUAUAAACUCCACAUCCAGUAUACAUCGCCAUCCAACAAGGUUCUGCAGGAGAAGAAGAUUGAGACCUCCUUCACGACUUGGUUCGCCGCCGACGGCACUUUCCAUCCCAAGCCCCUCCAGCAGUGGAUCUCGAGUGAGAUCGAAGUUCUACAGCUUGCGGCGAAGGAGCUGGAGAAGAGAAAGGCUGCGCGUGCUGGGGCUUCUGUGGCGGCUCAGGAAUCUGAGAGCAGCCAGGACGAUAAGGGUGCUAAGAGGAGAAAGUAG